Cladophialophora immunda is the source of this 3091-nucleotide messenger RNA. RefSeq lists its product as uncharacterized. The record is from RefSeq and is a predicted model, not a curated record. The transcript has a single exon. NCBI's taxonomy places the organism in Eukaryota, Fungi, Ascomycota, Eurotiomycetes, Chaetothyriales, Herpotrichiellaceae. The coding region runs from base 398 to 3091 and encodes 897 amino acids. Gene Ontology annotation, molecular function: acyltransferase activity. Gene Ontology annotation, cellular component: endomembrane system.
AGCACGAUGAGCCCAGAAGCCACAGAAGCGGGCAGUCCUGCCAUUUGUUCGCAUCCUCAGACCAGUCGUCCACUUCACCCCAAUGCUUACGGCUAGAGAUCGAGAAUGUAGAAGGACGCCACAAUCGCAUCCUGAGCUGACCAACGGCAGUUUGAGAACACGGCUGGGUGACAGCUCCCAAAUGGCGAUCCCCCCGGUCUGAAAGACAACAAUGGACCCUCUGUACGUCAGGGUGGCGCUCAUCCAGUAAUCCCAGCCUUCUCCGAGAUUAUUUCCCGUACAAUAAUACGUGUGCUAGUCCACAGCUGUGGCUGUUCACGUAUCGAUAACAAUGGGCGGGAGGAGGAAGAGAAGGGACGCACAAAACUCUUGUCAUAGCGAUCGUUGACCGACAACAAUGGCUCUAUCCAGAGCACCAGCCCUUGAGCCUGCUGCGGGCUUUUCGCUCGAUUCAAGACCCGAGCGGCCUGAUCGAGUGCCUCUUGCAAAAGGAGAAUUCUCCGUUGCGUCCAGAGCUUUGGCUCUAUCGAGCUAUUUCUUGUCGGGCGCUUUGGCUAUCAAUGUCUCUCAGUUCCUGGGAGCUCCAUUGCGAGCAAUCAACGAGGACUGGUACAAUGCAUGGAUUGCUUUCACCAAGCAAUCCUUCGGACUGCUCACAAUGACCCUCACCCAAACAUUUGCGCCGACAAAGGUUAUCGUCUCUGGAGACAAAUCGGUGCGAGGACAACUCUUGAAGUCGACCGAGGGAGAUCUGAUUUUGGAUUUUCCAGAACGGCUUGUUCUCAUUGCAAAUCAUCAAAUCUACACCGAUUGGCUUUACCUGUGGUGGAUAGCCUAUUGUAAUGGUAUGCAUGGUCGCCUUUACAUUAUCCUAAAGGAAUCGCUGCGUAAGAUUCCCGUUAUAGGAUGGGGCAUGCAGUUGUACCAAUUCAUCUUCUUGAAGCGCAAUUGGGAACAGGACAAGCCUAAUAUGGCCAGCGCACUGCAAAAACUCAAUAAGCCUACAGAUCCAAUGUGGCUUCUACUCUUUCCAGAAGGGACUAACCUUGCUCCCAGCACUCGCAAACGAAGCGCUGAAUGGGCAAAGAAGAACAAUAUUCCGGACACGAGGCACGUCCUUUUACCUCGAAGCACGGGCCUGCAAUUUUGUCUCGAGGAGCUCAAGGACACUGUGGACUACCUCUACGACUGUACUAUAGUUUAUGAAGGUGUUCCACGUGGGCAGUACGCACAAGACAUCUUCACGCUGAAAGCAGGCUAUUUGGAAGGCCGGCCUCCAAAAUCGGUCAGCAUGCAUUGGCGCCGAUUUGCGGUCAAGGAGAUCCCACUUCACAGUGACAGAGCAUUCGAACUCUGGCUCAGAGCCCGCUGGCGCGAAAAGGAUGUCAUGAUUGAAGAGUACUACCAGACUGGCAAACUCCCAGCCGAUUAUGGCGCCACGAAAUAUAAAUCUGGCAAGGUCAUUCGGGGAUGUGGACACAUGGAAGUCCCCAUCCGCGCAAGUCAUUGGUACGAAUUUCUCCAGAUCUUUGCGCCGAUGGGGAUCCUGGCAAUGAUUCUGUACAUCUUCUACGGAGAUCUGCCGAAGCGAUUCUGGAAGAGCAUUAACAAGCAAGCCCUUCAAACAGGGACAGAAGAUAUCAAGAAAGCCGGCGUACAGGCCGGGAAGGGGGUUCAGUCUGCUUCUUCCGCUUUAGGUGGCUUGACGUUGGACUCAUUAUUCGAACCCGGGAAGCAGGAGGAAACAUUCGCAGCCGGUGCAGUGGCGGUGCAGAAGCUGCUCACCUCGCCCCAGGCACAAACUGUCCUCAACCGAGCCGACUUCAUCCAGGCGUUCUUAUCAGAUCCCCAAAAGAUGGUGCAGGACAGCAUUACGGAUAGGCAGCAGAAUUUUAUGCAACAACUGGCUCAAGAAGAAGCCAAGAGACAACAAGGGAGUGUAGCUUCUGCUGGUCGCACGGCUCCACUGAAAUCUGUCACCAACACGACGGCCAAAGGCGAUUUUUGGAACCAAGUCGAAGCGGAAGAGAAGAGCAGGCAUGGCUCCGUCACCUCCGCGGCCCCGAAAAAGGGUACAUUUUGGAAUGAUAUGGAUGCCGAAGAGCAGAGCAGACGAGGCUCUGUCAUAUCCGUCCCGAUAUCAACGAGCUCCAAACAAUCAAAGGGCACAUUCUGGCAGGAUCUCAAGGCCGCAGAGGAAAAGAAGGCAAAGAAUACCACAUCAGCAACGACGAAGCCACCUUUGAUGAAGAGUGGAACCAGGAAUCUUGCUCUUCCAAAGGGAACUUUCUGGGAUGCAGUGAAGGCCGAGGAGAACAGUCGGUAUGGGACGGUGAGGACCUUGUCGAGCAAUGCAUCCACGGCUGUUGCAUCCACAAACUCGACGUCAGGAAAGUCAGUACAAGACUCGUACUCGAAGGCCGGGUUGGCAAAAGCUCCCGCGAAGCUCAACCCGAGUCCAGCGAAAAAACUGCCCCCCAUACAAAAUGCGUCAAAGACAACAAAUGGGCAGAAGACAACGGCGGCCGCACUUCCCGCUAGGAAAGCGAGUACUAUCGUAACUUCUCCCGCAGUGCCGAAAAAAACAGGGACAUUGACCACGACGACGACAAAUCUGAGCAAGAAACCUGGAGCCUCAGCCUCGGGCCGUUCAAAACCAGCUCCAGCAGCUGCGAGAAACAAACCAGGCAUAAUUACAAACACCCCAUCGAAAACGACCCCUCUCAAACCGUCGCCAUCUGUCUCCAAGCCUUCGAAACAGACAGCAGCAGCACCAACGGCGACGGCUUCCACGAACUCCACUCCUGCGCAAAAGCCCAAGAUCAACACUAAAGCCAAUGCCCCCCCUUUGAAGAACAAAACCAAUACCUCUGUACCAGGAACAACUGCACCAGCCCCGAAAACACCCGUCGAGCGGAGCAAAGCAGGGGCAAAUCCUACAAGACCCUCACCAGCCACGAAGAAACCUGCGGGGACGGCGGGGGCGAAGACAAAUGCAAGUCCAAAGACCGGCAGCGUCAGUAAUCCUGCGGUGGGCAUAAAGACCCAGACGAAGAACAAUGGUCCUGGGCCGUCGAAGCUGAAGAGUUGA